Caenorhabditis sp. 36 PRJEB53466 is the source of this 709-nucleotide messenger RNA. The record is from the annotation of a GenBank genome assembly. NCBI's taxonomy places the organism in Eukaryota, Metazoa, Nematoda, Chromadorea, Rhabditida, Rhabditidae.
AUGGGCUUUGUUAUCGCACAAAUUCUUUCGCUGUACUCGAGAAAAAGUACACUCGUCAUUUGUGUGUACAAGAUUAAAAAGUGACCGAAUGUGUUCUUUAAAAUCCAACGAAGAAAAAGUGUAUGAAUUUCAGGAAAAGUAUAGUUUUCGCUCUGCCAAUCUUACUUGUCGCUUAUAAAACAGCGUUCGUGCUCGCCAGAAUUUCACUAAAUCUUCAAUUUGUCGUAUGGAGCGUGCCUAAAAUCACACUUGUAAGUCUGAAAUUUCAAAAAUCGUAAACACGUUGACUUCUAGAUGUUUUACCCUCUCGAUCUGUACUUGAUUCUCUUCAUUUGGCUCAAUUUGAUCGUCUGGUUCAUUUGGUGGUGGUGUUUUUGUGGACAUCGGAAAAAUUUGAACAUUUCGGAAAUUUGCCAUUUUAUUAAUGCGCUUGUACAAGCCGUCUUGUCGACGGUAAAAUGUACUGUUUUGAGCUAAUUAAAUACCAUUUUUUCUGCAGACACUUUACUUUUCACCGAUGAUAUCCGGAAUGAUCGAGAAGAAAAGUUGGCUUUGGGCCGAAAUGGGCACAAAACCGAUAUUUUACACCCCGUUUGUCUGGAUUCUCGCCGCUCACAUCAGUUAUCGACCAUCCGUUAUCGCAUUUUUUCAACGAAAUUCUGCAGAAACUAAGGAUCCCCAAUUUCAGCUUUCUGUCAUUUCGGCAUAA